Messenger RNA from Endocarpon pusillum Z07020, 1557 nucleotides. RefSeq lists its product as uncharacterized. Gene Ontology annotation, molecular function: transmembrane transporter activity. NCBI's taxonomy places the organism in Eukaryota, Fungi, Ascomycota, Eurotiomycetes, Verrucariales, Verrucariaceae. The record is from RefSeq and is a predicted model, not a curated record. Bases 1 to 1557 code for a protein of 518 amino acids. Gene Ontology annotation, biological process: transmembrane transport. The transcript is spliced from 8 exons. Gene Ontology annotation, cellular component: membrane.
AUGGCGGACGACAAGCCCAUGGAGAUGGGUUCGAGGACAAAGGUUUCCAAGCCCAGCGUCCAUGAGGCUAUUUCAGACAACACAAAUGACCAGAUUUACGAUAGCGGGCGUAACGUCCUGGAGAGAUAUCUCGGCCUGAAGCCCAUGGUUUCCUUUGGCUUGACCCUGCAGGCGUCUUGGGAAGCAAUUGCUAUCACAUUUCAGGCCGCACUGUUAAAUGGAGGGCCAGUAUCUUUGGUCUACGGAAUGAUUCUUUCCGCUGUGGGUUCGGCCGCACUUGCUGCAUCAUUGGGAGAGAUGGCGUCCAUAGAUCCUACUGUUGGAGCGCAAUACCGAUGGACGGCCCUCUACGCUCCGAGAGUAAUGUCUCCAGCAUUUUGGAGCUUGCUCCAAGGAUGGUUGACAGUUUUCGCGUGGAUUGCGUCUUGCGCGCUGACUCCUUUCCUCCUAGGUACGAUGGUCCAGGGUCUUAUCAUCUUCAAUUACCCCGACACUUAUAUAUAUGAGCGUUGGCACGGCACGUUGCUUUCGUGGGCAUUCAUUGUGGUCCCGGUCAUCUGUAAUGUUCAUGGCAGAAGAUUGCUUGCACCACUGGAAAUUAUUGGCGGUGUUUGCCAUUUACUGUUCUUCAUUUGUACAGUAGUGAUACUGGUUGUGCUGGCUACGCGCAGCACUGCGGAGUUCGUCUUUACCACCCAUGUCAAUGAAAUCAGUGGCUGGACGAAUCCCGGUGUGGCUUGGUGUAUUGGUCUGCUAUCUACGACUUUUCCUCUUGUUGGAUUCGAUGGAGUCCUUCACAUGAGCGACGAGGCGAAAGAUGCGCCCAGACGAAUCCCGCUCAGCAUGAUCCUGACCGUUGUCAUAAACGCUGUCUUCGCCUUUGCAUUCAUCAUCUGCCUCCUCUUCACUCUCGGAGACCUGGAAACCGUUUUAGCCUCGCCUACGGGAUACCCCAUUAUCGAAGUCUACUAUCAGGCGACCAAGUCGAAAGCUGGGACAAAUGUUAUGAUGUUAAUGAUAAUCAUCGUGGUUCUUGUUUCAUGUUUCAGCAUCCUGGCCUCAGUGUCCCGCUUGACCUGGGCGUUCGCAAAAGAUCAUGGCCUUCCUUUUGCGGACUUCUUCGCUUAUGUGCAUCCUGGACUGAAGAUCCCACUGAGAUCACUCACCUUAGUCACCAUACUGUCCUGCCUUCUACACCUAAUCAGCAUCGGUUCAACGACAGCUUUCACCGCUAUUCUGUCUCUGACAACGCUCGCUCUGUAUAUCUCUUACCUCGUCCCGAUCUCGCUGAUCCUCUUACGGAAGCUUGAGGGCAGGCAUCCCGCUUACGGUCCAUUUAGGCUCGGUCGCUGGGGAAUCCCUAUCAAUAUUUUCGCCCUCUUGUACGGGAUCUUCAUCGUCAUCUGGCUGCCAUUCCCGCCUGUACUGCCAGUCACUGCGUUGAACAUGAACUAUGCUGGGCCGGUUAUGAUUGCUGUCAUCAUCAUUGCCUUACUUGAUUGGGUCAUUAGCGGUCACAAGCGGUUUUCGGUACCAGUCAUGAAGGAGAAUUUGUAG